AUGGCUUUAAAUUCUCGAAAUUUCUUUAUAUCAACAAUUCUCGUAUUUAUUACAUUUAGUUUCUUGAUCGAUAAAUUUCAAGAUACGACCAAUAAUCGAUUUUUAUUUGAAACCUCAUCACAAUCACAAGAUGCAAUUGAAUUAUUCGAAAAAUAUUUCAAACAAGAACAAGAACAACCUUCUAUGGAACUCGUUUCAGCUCACGUCUAUACUUCAGCAAUUUUACCCGAAGUAUUUUAUGAAAUAUUUAGUGAUGAAUUUGUAGAUCAAUAUUGGGAGAACAUUGCAACGGCGAGUCAUGAACCGGCCCCAGUUAUCUUUUAA
Funneliformis caledonium is the source of this 324-nucleotide messenger RNA. Lineage: Eukaryota; Fungi; Glomeromycota; Glomeromycetes; Glomerales; Glomeraceae. The record is from the annotation of a GenBank genome assembly.